Molecule: messenger RNA, 2472 nt
Organism: Xylaria bambusicola
Lineage: Eukaryota; Fungi; Ascomycota; Sordariomycetes; Xylariales; Xylariaceae
Product: P-loop containing nucleoside triphosphate hydrolase protein
Exons: 8
Coding region: 1-2472 (823 amino acids)
Cellular component (GO): cytoplasm; microtubule; membrane
Molecular function (GO): microtubule binding; GTPase activity; GTP binding
Source: RefSeq, a predicted model, not a curated record
AUGGCUGCAAAAGUAGAAGAGCAGCCGGGUUACGGCAACCUCUCCAUCCCAGCUAGAAUUGAUAAGCUGCGUGAGCUCAUCGGCACAAGAGUCGCGCUGCCUCAGCUAGUCAUUGUUGGGAAGCAGUCUUCAGGCAAAAGCUCAGUUAUUGAGAGCCUGACUGGAGUUCCGAGGCUUCCCACCCGCCACGUAACGCAAAUUAGCUGCCGUCGUCAAGCAGAGAAGAUGGUUUCUGUCUCCAUUAUAGUCAACCCGGAGGCUGCGGCCGAAUCCCGUGCUAGCGUAGAAGACUUCCAUCGUACUUUCACUGAUCUCUCUUUGGAUAGCCUCACUAAGCUCUGCAGAGAGGUCGAUGAUAUAAUGAGUAUUGGUGGUGGCGGGAAUACUACUGACCCCGACGACCCCGAUGACCCCCCGCUGCCCGAUUUCAGUGAGCAUGUUCUCAAGAUCGAGAAGCUAGGGCCGGAUGAAGAUGACUUGACUGUGGUGGAUAUUCCUGACAUAUCUCGGCAGGAGGUUCUAGGCAUUAUUGGAAUCGAAGACUCUCCACCGGGGUUGAAGAUGGUCAAGAAAUACAUCCAAGAUUCCCGGACAAUUAUCUUAGCCAUUAUGCCUAGCAAUAUUGAUCCUGCUAAACAGGCGGUCCUGAAAUUGGCACAACAUGUCGACCCCACCAUGACCAGAACCAUGGCAAUCCUUACGAACCCCGAGUUAGCCACUCAGGAGAUGACCCAGCAACUCAUCAUUAACUACGUUUUGGGUGAACGAGGUGAUCUUGCACUCGGAUACUACAUUGUGAAAACCCGAGGACCAGACGAGGUUGACAUGACGCUGGAGCAGUCACAAGCCCAGGAACGUAUGUUCUUUGCUAAUGCUCCAUGGUCUGCUCUCGCCUAUACUGGUAGGGUAGGAAUUGACCGCCUCAAGCAGCGUGUCCAAGAACUCUUGAUCGAUCUAUUCAAAAGAAAUUUUCACCAGCUUAAAUCAGAAAUCAACAAGAAGAUUUCCAUUCUCAAAGCAAUACACAACAAGUUGGGGCCUCCCAGAAACGAUCCGCACACCCAACGUGCGUAUCUUAUCCAAACGAGUGAAGCGUUUCAAUCUCUAUGUAGAGACGCACUAAACUAUCACUAUAGUCGUCACAAGAUUUUCGAGCGCCAUGAUCUCAGGUUAAUUACUCGUGUUAUCGACACUGUUGGGUGCUAUGCGCUGGAGAUGGAAAUAUACGGACACACGCGAGCAUUUCAAAGCGACCGCAGAGUCUGGCAGUGGAAGAAUAACGCUAAAAGGCUAAUUGAAGGUCCUACCCCUGCCAAAGAAGAAACAUUAGAAGAAACCUGGGAGCGACUGAACUGGAUCAGAAAAGGAGAUGUAUAUGACCCUUCCCUUGUUGGAGAACAAGCAAUUUGGUUCAAGAAAGAUGCACAGGAUCCUUCUCCUGCUGGAAAAUCGGCGCGAAAAGACUGUACGGAGGAGUGUGAGAAGAAGAUAGGAGAGGCAAACCCUCUUCCUAUACCUGAAAGGACAGUACACAACGAUGGUACAGAGGAGGGUGACAAAAAAAACGGAGAAGCAAGUGCUCUUGUUGUGCUGGAGAAACCAACACCAAAUAAUGGUACAGAGGAGAGUGACAAAAGUAAAGGAGACGAAGCCGCCUCUUUUUCAUCUGAAGAAUUGAUAGAUCAUCAUAGGAUCGAUUAUGCUGAAGCUGUGCGCAAAUAUCCCGAGUUAAAGGAAUUGCAGGGGGCCGGGGAAUUUUUGAGCUCAAGUUUGAACCAAGACAAAGUAAUUAAAGUCCAACUCAGACAAAAGUAUUUGAAAGGCAUAAUGGAGUACAUCCAGGAGAUGUACUACUUAAGCCACGGACAAAAUGACAAUCGUGAACACAUUACACUGGGUCACAUGUUUAUCACGAUAUACCAUGUUCACCACUUCAUCUCGGAAGCCGUCAAGGCAGUCUUUCUCGACUCAGGAGUACGUGAAAGACUAUGGGGUGGAUACCUCCUUGAAGAGUUGAUCAAAUCCUACCGCAGAGCAAACGACCAGGCAAUGUUUCUACUCCGUAUCGAACGUGAGGGGCCAAUGCUGACUCUCGGGAACUUCGGCGCACUUAAACAGAAUCUCCAGGAGCUACGAACUGAUAAAAGCAUGCAUGGGCUACAGAAUAUACCCAUACAAGAUAGUAUGACCGAGACGAUUGAACAUGCAUACGAAGUGCUUUUAAACUAUUACAACGUCGCACGCGAGCGCUUUGUUGAUGGAGUCUACCUGCAAGCUGUGAAUUACCAUCUGCUCGAAGGAGAAACAAGCCCGCUCAAGGUUUUCAGCGCCGAGAUGAUCGCGAAUCUCGAUGACGAGCAGCUGGAGAUAAUUGCUGCUGAGGACUCAGUGGCGAAGCAGAAGCGAGCGCAGCUUGUUCAGAAUAUCAGAAAUUUUACGAAGGCUCUCAAGAUUUUGGAAGGCUCUGAGUAA